This is a messenger RNA of Schistosoma turkestanicum, 2034 nucleotides long. Lineage: Eukaryota; Metazoa; Platyhelminthes; Trematoda; Strigeidida; Schistosomatidae. The record is from the annotation of a GenBank genome assembly.
AUGUUAAAAGGAUAUUUUAAAAGUGUUGUAGAUCUAGUGAACAAUCUGACUGAACCAGCUUCUGGUGACAGUGCGGAAGUACUUGGGGGAGGAAAUAAAGACCAGAGUAAUGCUAGUUCCGAAGAACCCCAAACAACUGGUUGUGUUAUCAGUUCGCAGAACAGCGAGAAUUCAGAAUCAAGUAGUUUACUCAGUCGGCUUCCCAACCUGCUAGCAGCAAGUGGUGAAAAUUCUAUGUUAUACUAUGUGAACUCAUUCGCAUCUAUGGGGAUAAAUUCUAGUGAGGAACAUGAAAAACAAGUCAGUCAAGAAUCUGAAAAAUCAUUAGUUAUAACCAAAGAUAUUUCGAAGAUUCAAGUAUCUGAAAAUACUGAUGUAUCAGUGUCACAAGAAGAUAACACAUUGAUAACUGACGAUAUGAAUUCAGAUAGGACGGAUGGAUUUUCAGCUAAAACUUCACGUGUUUGGGAACUGAUUAAAAAAGAUUUUAAUGAAGUUGUUCAUUCUGUCUCAGAACCGAAAGAUGCUGUCUAUCGUACUGCUUCAUCAGUUCGUGAUCGUAUCACAGCUGCUGCAAAUACAGUAAAAAAUUUAAAUCCGAAUGAAUUUUUAUUGCCUGACAAUGAGACGAAAACUGAUCAACAACUUACGAACACUGCAAAUGUUGUUGAUGAUGACCUAACAGCUUUACCACCAGAAUUGCCUAGUUUCUCAAAUAUUAAACAAGAUGUAUCCCAGUUGGUUGAUUCUUUCUAUAAUGGUUUAAUGUCGACUGGCACAUUUUUCGGCCUAAUAACUCCUCGAGAAAAUCAAUCUAAAGAUAAGAGUAAACAUCAAACUCGUCUCGAUGUACUUCGAGCAGAUCCUGCCACAUAUGAACUGGAACCACCAACACCUCCAACAUCUUCUGGGAUACAUUCAUAUCGUGACUGGAGGCUAGCAUAUUUUGACGAAGAUAAUUGUCAACCAAUGAAUGGUAUACCAUUAGCAGAUGCUAAAAAUCCUGAAUAUAAUAAUGUCCCAAUUGAAGAACUUACUCAACCACCACAUCCAAGUCCUGCGGAAUUAUUAGAUUCAUAUCCUUUUAUGCGAACAUAUUUAACUCAACUUGUUCAUCCCGAUGGUAAAAUUAAUGAUAAAUCUAUAAGUGAUGCUGAUUUUUGGUCAAGAUAUUAUUAUCGUGUUUGGUUAUUAGAUUCAACUGAAUUUCGUCGAAGAAAACUUAAUGAACGAGUUGAAUCUGUAUCAACUGUGAAACAAACAAUAUCAAAUCAAUCUACUCGGUAUACUAACAAUGCUGAUGAAACCUCCGAAGAUUUAAAUCUUACCGAAGAUGACAAAUGGCCAGAUUCACCAGAUAGUGAUGAUCAUACAACCGUGGAGAAUAAUUCGGAAAUUUCAAAUAAAAGAAAAUUCACAAAACACUGUCAUAAAGAUACUGCCGUUACUACUAGCAACAGUAACAGUAAUUUUGAUGGUGACAGUAAUAAUCUCAAUGAAAAAUCAAAUAAUGAUUGUAAAUCUAAAAGAAAACAUGUUUCUAAAAAGUCAACGAAUAAAAAUAAACCCUUGAAAGAAAUAAAUUGUGAUAAUAAAGAAAUUAUAUCGGAUAAACUGGAUCAUACUAAAGUUGAAUGUUUAUCUGAUUCAACAACAGAAAAUCAAAAUUCAACAAAUAUCUUGUCAGAUUUUGAAGAAAUGAUAUCUGAUCCAUCAUCAGUUGUGAUACUUACAGAUGAAGUUGGUCAAGAUGAAGUAGAGAAUGAUGUAAUGACAGUGGAGAUGGCAAUUACAACCGACAAACCAAUCGUUCAUUCUUCUGAAAUACCCACUGUUGAACAUAAAACUUCAAUUUCUGAUGAUGAAGUUUGGAGUGAUUCUGAUGAAAGUGAAGAUUGUUCAAUAGACAAAACCAAUAAAAAGUCAACCAAAAAUAAUAAUAAUAAUAAUAAUGCUACAGACGAGACCGAUACCACGAGGAAUUCUGAGUCACAGUUAACUGAUGAGGCUGAUGAUUGGGAGAAUUGGUCAUAA